GCUCCGCCCCUGAGUGCUGGGGAAGUUUCCUUUUUCUUCCUAGCCCAGUCUGGGUCCAAGCUGGCCGGGAUGGACCUUCCAAAUCCGGAGGUCCUCCCAGCCGGGCACUGCUGGCCCUCCCUGGGAAUGCGGGCCUUGGAAGCUGGCAUUGUGAGCCUGUCAGUGCCCCCCUCCAUCAGCAAGGAUUCGGCCAUGGUGAACGAACCCAGAGGGAACAGCGGCCCCGGCACCCACUGGGAGGGCAGCAGCUGCGGCAUCGAGAGCUCCAAGGACAGUUUGAAAGGUUCCUCGCCAGGGCUGGACCCCGAGCGGCGGGAGAGACUCCAGGAGAAAAUGAAGCGAAAGAUGGAAUCUGGCGACAAGUGGUUCUCCCUAGAAUUCUUCCCUCCGCGGAUGGCUCAGGGAGCUGUCAACCUCAUUGCAAUGUUUGACCAGAUGGGGGCAGGCGGGCCCCUGUUCAUAGAUGUGACCUGGCGCCCCACCCAAGACCCUGGCUCGGACAAGGAGACCUCCUCCAUGACGAUCGCCAGCACCGCCGUGAACUACUGCGGCCUGGAGACCAUGCUGCACAUGACCUGCCUGUGCCAGAGCCGGGAGGCCGUCACGGGCCACCUGCGCAAGGCCAGGCGGCUGGGCCUGAAGAACAUCUUGGCCCUGAGAGGAGACCCCCCAGGUGAGCAGUGGGAGGAGGAGGAAGGAGAGUUCUCCCACGCCACAGACUUGGUGAAGCACAUCCGCAGCGAGUUUGGUGACUACUUUGACAUCUGUGUGGCAGGGUACCCCAAAGGCCACCCUGAUGCCGUGAGCUUUGAGGACGACCUGAAGCACCUGAAGGAGAAGGUAACCGCGGGAGCCGACUUCAUCAUCACCCAGCUCUUCUUCGAGGCUGACACGUUCUUCCUCUUCGUUGACGCUUGUUCCAAGAUAGGCAUUACCUGCCCCAUCCUCCCCGGAAUCUUCCUUAUUCAGAGCUACCACUCCCUGCGGCAACUCAUGAAGCUGUCCAAGCUGGAGGUACCGCAGAGCAUCAGGGACGUGAUUGAGCCGAUCAAGGACAAUGACGAUGCCAUCUGCAACUAUGGCAUCGAUCAGGCCGUGAGCCUGUGCCGGAAGCUGCUGGCAAGUGGUUUGGUGCCAGGCCUGCACUUCUACACCCUCAACCGCUUGAAGGCCACCACCGAGGUGCUGAAGCGCCUGGGCAUGUGGACUGAGGAGCCCAGGCGUCCCCUGCCCUGGGCUCUCAGUGCCCACCCCAAGCGCCGGGAGGAAGACGUGCGCCCCAUCUUCUGGGCCUCCAGACCAAAGAGCUACAUCUACCGCACCCGGGACUGGGACGAGUUCCCCAACGGCCGCUGGGGCAACUCCUCCUCUCCGGCCUUCGGCGAGCUGAAGGACUACUACCUCUUCUACCUGAAGAGCAAGGCCCCGCGGGAGGAGCUGCUGAAGAUGUGGGGGGAGCAGCUGAGCAGCGAGAAGAGCGUCUUCGACGUGUUUGUGCGCUACCUCUCGGGGGAGCCGAACCAAAACGGCCAUCCAGUCACCUGCCUGCCCUGGAACGACGAGCCCUUGGCAGCGGAGACCAGCCUGAUGAAGGAGGAGCUGCUGCGAGUGAACCGGCGGGGCGUCCUCACCAUCAACUCCCAGCCCCGCGUCAACGGGAAGCCUUCCUCGGACCCCGUCGUGGGCUGGGGCCCCAGCGGGGGCUACGUCUUCCAGAAGGCCUACUUGGAGUUCUUCACUUCCCGGGAGACAGUGGAGGCGCUGCUGCAGGUGCUCAAGAAGUACGAGCUCCGAGUCAACUACCACAUCGUGGACGUGAAGGGGGAAAACAUCACCAAUGCCCCUGAGCUGCAGCCCAACGCUGUCACGUGGGGCAUCUUCCCCGGGCGGGAGAUCAUCCAGCCCACCGUGGUGGAUCCUGUCAGCUUCAUGUUCUGGAAGGACGAAGCCUUCGCCCUGUGGGUGGAGCGGUGGGGCAAGCUGUACGACGAGAAGUCCCCGUCCCGUCGGAUCAUCCAGCACAUCCACGACAACUACUUCCUCGUCAACCUGGUGGACAACGAGUUUCCGCUGGACAGCUGCCUGUGGCAGGUGCUCGAAGACACGCUUGAACUUCUCAACAGACCCACGUCGGAAUGAGAGGGUUGCUAGCUCCGUGAUCCCGCACCCCGGCAUCCUCAGCUCGGGCCAAUCACGUCCCACCUUUCUCCUCCCCGGGACUGGUUCUCCUGGGGACACCUGUCUUUGUCCCUCCCCAGGCCCGGGCUCCACUCCCCCGCCUACAGCGGAAGCUAGACCGGUGUGGGGCUUCCGGGCUCUAGCUGGACCUGAGUCCGCCCCACAUGGGAGCCUGGUGCUCCCUGGUCAGCUGGGACAUUUUGCUCUUUCGUGGGGAGCACCUCCGCCCUGCCGAGGGCCCCAGUGGGUGGGACACCGCCUCCCUGAGAAGGGAGGAGACUGGUUAUUGCUGACUGAGCCGUCUGCUAGGAGCCAGCCCGAGACUGCCAGUGACCUUACACUUGGGGCCUAGGGGAGACGGGCAGAGCGAACGUGGGCAGCGGGCACUGGUGGUGUUGCCAAAGAGCUGUGGCAAAAUGAAGAUGUUGCCCCCUUCCACCUCCAAGACGUUGGCAGCCGGGCACUUCCUCCUUGUGUCCGGACACUCCCUGGCCCCAGGCCCCUGGCGGGUCUGGGACCGCAACCUAAUGGCACAAGCGUCUCUUGCCACCUCCCACCUGAGAGCUCCGCUGGGCCUGCUCCGUUCUGCAAUGCUGCUGUUUGAAACAGUUCUCUCUGGAUUCUGGUGGCUCAAGAGAUAAAGGACCUCUUAAAGUGUC
Molecule: messenger RNA, 2837 nt
Organism: Phyllostomus discolor (pale spear-nosed bat)
Lineage: Eukaryota; Metazoa; Chordata; Mammalia; Chiroptera; Phyllostomidae
Gene: MTHFR
Product: methylenetetrahydrofolate reductase
Exons: 12
Coding region: 70-2139 (689 amino acids)
Biological process (GO): tetrahydrofolate interconversion
Cellular component (GO): cytosol
Molecular function (GO): FAD binding; methylenetetrahydrofolate reductase [NAD(P)H] activity
Source: RefSeq, a predicted model, not a curated record